Molecule: messenger RNA, 1362 nt
Organism: Cyprinodon tularosa
Lineage: Eukaryota; Metazoa; Chordata; Actinopteri; Cyprinodontiformes; Cyprinodontidae
Gene: mtfmt
Product: mitochondrial methionyl-tRNA formyltransferase
Exons: 9
Coding region: 89-1189 (366 amino acids)
Biological process (GO): conversion of methionyl-tRNA to N-formyl-methionyl-tRNA; biosynthetic process
Cellular component (GO): mitochondrion
Molecular function (GO): methionyl-tRNA formyltransferase activity
Source: RefSeq, a predicted model, not a curated record
AGCAGAAGCAGGAAGUAGUAGUGAAGCGAUGGAGCAGGAGCUGCUGCUUUGAUCGGACUGAUGUAGAAACCACCGCCUCUGCUUCAGGAUGUGGACCAACCGGAAGUCAGGAGGGCUUCUCCUGAAAGCCGUCAGCCAUUUUCUGAAGCUCCGCUGCGGACCCACCGUCCGCACGCAGUGUCCCCGUAACCCCGCAGCGUCCGGGCCGCCCUGGAGGCUCCUGUUCUUCGGUACCGACCAGUUCGCCGUGGAGUCUCUCAGGCUGCUGACCCUUUGCAGGAAUUCCAGCGAUGGCGUGGUGGAGAAGCUGGAGGUCGUGACCUUACCUGGUGAUCUACCUGUGAAGAGAUUUGCUCAGGAAAACCAGCUGCCUCUCCACAGCUGGCCCCCCCAUGACGUGGAGGGCCAGUUUGAUGUUGGCGUGGUGGUAUCAUUCGGCCGCCUACUUCAUGGCGAACUAAUCGACAAGUUUCCCUAUGGGAUCUUGAACGUUCACCCCAGCCUGCUGCCGAGGUGGAGAGGUCCCGCCCCCGUCUUCCACACCAUCAUGAACGGCGACUCGCUGACUGGAGUCACCAUCAUCCAGAUUCUUCCCAACAAGUUUGACGUUGGCCCCAUCCUAAACCAGGAGCUCCAUCCGGUUCCUAAUCUCUGCAGUGCUGAAGAUCUGGGUGCUGCUCUGGCCACCAGAGGAGCUCAUCUUUUGGUUGUUACGUUACGGAAGCUUCCUGAAAGAAUUGCUAAUAAACGAGAGCAAGGGACGGCGGGUGUAACGUUUGCUCCUAAAGUGAAUAAGAGCAUGAGCUGGAUCAACUGGGAAGAACAGACCUGUGAGCAGAUUGCCUGUUUGUGUCGCGCUAUCGGAUCCAGGAUCCCUGUGAGGACGACAUGGAUGGGGAAAACGGUCAAACUUCUGGACUUUGCUGGGAAAUGCUCUUCUUCAGCUCAGAGGAACCAGCAGCCCGGCUCAGUCUGCUAUGAUAAGGCCUCCAGCUGCCUGGCUGUCCGCUGUAAGGAUGGAUGGGUGGCAUUCAGGACGGUGGUUCUGAACAAAAGACUGACAGCAGCUGAUUUCCAUAAUGGCUACUUGAAUCAGACAAGCAGGAAGAGCGGCUCCAGUAAAGGUGCUGAGGGACAGUUUGUCAGUAGAACAGAUUCAGCUCAGAAGAAGGUUUGGACGGGUCAUUAACACCAAUAAAAGCUUCAUCACCCUGUUAAAUUCCCGUUUUCAGGUUGGUAAUAAGAGGAAAUGUUCCUCAGGAGAUGGACAUUAUGCCAAAUGUGGCCGUUUGAACACAUCCAUGGAAACACUGACUUAUUGUAUGAUAAUAUUUUUAAAUUAAAUGAGUAGUUUUGAAAGUC